UUUCUUUUGAGAUGACGUGGCAUCUUAGCUCCGACCAGUGUGUAUAUAAAGGCCCCUAAACCCAUUCUGAAAUCUCAACAUUUAACAGUUAUCACCAAAUCAAAGAGAAAAAUGGGAGACCAUCAUCAUCAUCAUCACCACCACCUAACUCAAGAAUCAUCCCAAUCCAUGGAAGAUCAACCUCUCAAUUUCUCAGCUCUCCGCCUCGAGAGUUCACCCACCAUCACUACAACACCCCACCACCACCACCACCCCUGUUCCAACUGCGGCUUCUUCGGCUCCGGCUCCGGCUCCGGCUGUAUUACAGACCACUCCAAUUCCGCCUCCCACAAACGACCAUUGCCACCUCCUUCAACACCCACCUCUCUUCUUUGCCCUACCGAUCUUAACGAUCCCCAACCCAAACCCAAGAAACUGUUUCUUGAACAGAACGACGUCGCUUCACCAUCUCCGCCACCGUCUGCGGCGGCGGAUGACUCUACUCCGACUAACCCUUUUCUCCUUCGCCGAUGCGUUUCGGAUCCCUACCACGCUCCUCCGUCGACCGAUUCUUUUAGGGGUUCUGGUUCUGGCAUUUUCUCGAACACUUACAGUUCUCCUCAGAAUAAUGUAAUCAAGACCAACACUAACUCCGUCACUCCUUGCUCGGCCCCGCUUCCUCCUCGGCCGCCACCACUUCUCCGCCGCUGCGUCUCAGAUCCAACUUCUUCUCCGUUCAAGAACUAUUCACGUAAUUCGAGCUCUAACGAUUUGGAUAAAACCCCAAAACCAAAGAAGUUGGGAAAAAUGUGGGAUUGUUGGAAAGAGAUGAAUUCGAAGAUGGAAGAGUUAAUGAGUGAAGAAUUAUUAGAGGAAGAAAACGACAAUAAUAAUAAUAAUGCUGUUGUUGCUGGUUAUGAGAAAAACGACAACGUAUUGAUGAAAAACGACGUCGUUUCGAAUGAGGAUGAUGUUGUAGUUGAAGAAUCUUUGAGUGUGGAGAGAAAAGGAGAAAGCUUAACUGUUCGAUUCAACUGUCAAUGUGGAAGAGCUUAUGAGUUUCUUCUUCCUGGUGGUAACUGUUACUACAAGCUCUUGUAAUAAUAAUCUCACCCAUUUUUCUACUCAUUUUUUUUUUUUCUAAAAAAAUUUAAAUAAAGACAAGACAUGUUCUGGUUUUGUUGCAAUUCUUAUUCUUUGUAAAGAAAUUAAUAACAAUAAUAAUAAAAACAAAAUUUAGCACUGUAA
This is a messenger RNA of Cannabis sativa, 1227 nucleotides long. RefSeq names its product transcription factor MYB120. NCBI's taxonomy places the organism in Eukaryota, Viridiplantae, Streptophyta, Magnoliopsida, Rosales, Cannabaceae. The coding region runs from base 112 to 1080 and encodes 322 amino acids. The transcript is spliced from 2 exons. The record is from RefSeq and is a predicted model, not a curated record.